Xenopus laevis (African clawed frog) is the source of this 1538-nucleotide messenger RNA. It is a transcript of the gene chst1l.L, whose product is annotated as carbohydrate sulfotransferase 1. The record is from RefSeq and is a predicted model, not a curated record. The coding region runs from base 258 to 1499 and encodes 413 amino acids. Lineage: Eukaryota; Metazoa; Chordata; Amphibia; Anura; Pipidae. The transcript is spliced from 3 exons.
GGGGUUUGUAGCAAUGUAGAAUCCACUGAUGGUCUGUCUGGUCGCUCCCCCCCCUUUAUUAGAUCAAGUGUGACAUUCUGUGAUUGGCCACUGCACUGGGCUCCUUGGAACAGAACACUAUUUAAAUAGCACUUACUCCACAUUGAGGAAGAUGCAGGCGUGCAGCAAGGGGAGAUACAGAGGGAGAAGGCAUUCCGAGGAAGAACGCUGGAUGCAUAUUGCAUGACCUAUGGAUGGAGCUAUGUAAAUCCUGAACAAUGGAGUGUUCUUGGAAGGCGGUGGUACUGUUAGUGUUCGCUUCCCUGGGAAUCCAGUACACGGCCAUUAAGUCCUUGAGAACGGCAUUCAAGUCUCCUUGUCAGGUAAUGGGAGGAGAGAGUCGCUGCUUCCAAAGAGACCUCAGAGAUAAUGCGUCAAGGUUAUUGUGUGAAGAUCUUGGCCAAGUCAACAGAAAGCAUAUCAUACUUCUGGCUACCACAAGAAGUGGAUCUUCAUUUCUGGGACAGAUAUUUAACCAGAACCCAGAUAUCUUCUACUUGUAUGAACCUCUUUACCAUGUCCAGAGGGCAUUCACCAAUUCCAGUACCCGGAUGCAGAAACAGAUAGAUAGGAGGUCUCUUCUUGGGGCCUACAGAGAUCUCCUACAUAAUCUCUACAACUGUGACUUUUACUUCCUAGAAAAUUAUCUCAGGCCAGCACCCAAAGAUCACGAGACAACUUCUUUCUUCAGACGGGGUGCUAGCAAUGCUUUAUGUCUACCUCCUGUAUGUGAACAGCUACAUCCAAUAGAAGAACAUCUGUGUUCAAAAAAAUGCCGGACAGUCAACUUGACUUUGGUCUCCAAAUCUUGUCACCAGUAUAAACACAUGGCCAUAAAAACUGUUAGGAUCCCUGAGAUCAAUGACAUAAGAACUCUUGUGGAAGACCCAAGACUGAAUCUAAAGGUUAUCCAUUUGGUAAGGGAUCCAAGAGGUAUUCUAGCAUCAAGGAUUAACACCUUUACAGAUCUUUACAGGGCAUGGAAAAUUUGGAACUCAUCAGGAAGAAAGCCACACCACAUAGACCUAUCACAGAUCACCACCACUUGCACUGAUCUCAGUAAUUCCGUGGAAACUGGUUUUAGCAGGCCUACUUGGUUGAAAGGCAAAUACAUGCUUGUAAGGUAUGAAGACUUAGCAAGAGAUCCAAUAAGGAAGGCUAAAGAGAUGUAUGAGUUUGUAGGCCUGGGGUGGAAAGACAAUGUCCAGAAGUGGAUAGAGCAGAACACAAAUGGUAAUGGAGUUCCCCUCGGAAACUUUAAGUUUACAACAAGCAGGAACGCAGCGGAAACAGCAGAGAACUGGAGACUGCACCUAUGCUUGGAUGUUGUCCUUGCCCUCCAAAACAUGUGCAAUGUAACCUUAUCACUUCUAGGGUACCAAGCGGUGCACUCAGCUCCUCAACUGAAGAACCUCUCGCAUACUCUUGUUGAGCCAAGAAUAUUUUUGCCAUUUACGUAAAAAGAGCGGAGACUGGAGGAUAUUGGCUUCUGUGACUUU